Medioppia subpectinata is the source of this 1098-nucleotide messenger RNA. NCBI's taxonomy places the organism in Eukaryota, Metazoa, Arthropoda, Arachnida, Sarcoptiformes, Oppiidae. The record is from the annotation of a GenBank genome assembly.
CCCCACUCGUACUGCGCGCCCGUCGAGAGCCAUUUGGCCGCUCUGGCCAUGAAUAUCAAGCACAAGAAAAUGCCCCGCAGUAUAGCCGGCGGCGAGUAUGACAACUAUGGGCUGAGCGGUGGGGGUGGAGGUGGAGGCAGUGGUUUUGGUGGCACCGUAUGCGGCGAUCAACUGUCCAUCGCUAAGAGCGCCGGUACGGGCGGCGGCGGGAGUGGAGGCACUCAUAUCGGCGGCAAUCAGUCGGAGUUCGAGUGCUUUCAGGUGCAUAUGUUGGGCGGCGGGUCGGGCGCCGAGUGUCACCCGUUUUUCAAGGACCCCGCGGGCAGGUAUAUAGUGUUGUAUACGUUUAUAGCACGCGAUGAAAACGACGUGUCCGUCGAGAGGGGAGAGUUUGUGACCGUUUUGAAUCGGGACGACCCCGACUGGUAUUGGGUGGUCCGCUGCGAUGGCCAGGAGGGCUUCAUACCAUCCGGUUUUGUGUGUCCGGCCGAUAUGAUACAUGGUUUGUGUGAUUCAUAUCUGUUAUAUCAUGAUUAUUGUCACUCAAACGGUCAGUCCAACACAAAUACGGGCAAUAAUAAUAACGUCGGUCACCACAACACCACUGCACACAUCGGUAUCGUUGGCAAUGGAAGUGGCGGUGGAGGCGGAGGUUUAGUAACCGGAAUGGGAUCGGGAAGUGUUGGACCCGUUAUGAACGGUUCGACAACGAGCGGCACAGGCGGUGGAGGAGGAGGUCAGGCACCCGCUGGCGACCAAUCGGAGCCGCGAUUUCACGGCACAGAACUAGUGAUGCUCUACGACUAUAAGGCACAGGCAUCGGACGAUCUGUCCGUACGGCGCGGCGAUUGGGUUUACGCCGACCUCAACGUCCAGAACGUGGACGGAUGGCUCUGGGCUUUCGCGCCCAAACACCGCAAGUAUGGUUUCAUACCCAAGGCCUACGCCCGGCCCCCAGCCAUGACCNUCUCUCUCUCUCUCUCUCUCUCUCUCAGUCUCCCUCUUUCUCACUGUCUGUCUGCCUGUCUAUCACUUCGCAAUACAACCCUUUAUUUCUUGAUGUCAUUCACAAAACAGACAAAUCAAGUGUUAGAAUAA